AAUAGCUUUUCACUUUAAUAUCCGUCCCCCACUUUGAAGUCAUGCGUAGUCUCGUCGUUUUCUCGGGUUCCUCACACCCACAAUUGACAGCGCAGAUUUGCCAGAGAGUUGGUGUCGAACCUGGUAAAGCCAAUCUCGCUAAAUUCAGCAACAGCGAAACAAGUGUGGAGAUCUUGGAAACGGUCCGAGGUGCCGAUGUCUACAUUGUCCAGAGUGGAUGUGGAAAGGUUAACGAUAAUUUGAUCGAGCUUUUGGUCAUGAUCCAAGCUUGCAAAACAGCUUCAGCUCGAAAAGUGACGGCCGUUAUCCCCUGCUUCCCAUAUUCUCGACAAUCCGAUGCUCCCUUCAAGCGAUCUGGUGCUCCACUUACUUCAGCUCCACCUAUGACUGUACCCUCCACACCAAAGAUAAAUGACUUUAACGCCGAGUAUCCCUUCAAUCAAGAGACUAGCGGCUCGGUUGAAAUGAAUGAUCUUAACAGCAAGAUCCAUAAUUUGCAUAUCCCUACACCUAACAAUUCAAAUCAGGCACUGCCCGCUCAACCUCAGGGAGGCUACAAGCAGUGGCUUGCACGAGCUGGUACUCUAAUUGCGAACCUGCUAACAUGUGCUGGAGCCGAUCACAUCAUCACCAUGGAUCUUCAUGACUCUCAAUUCCAAGGAUUUUUUGAUUGUCCUGUUGACAACUUGAGAUCAAUGCCCCUCAUGUUAAAGUAUAUACAAGAAAAUAUUCCUAAUUACCAAGAAGCUGUCAUAAUAUCUCCAGAUGCCGGUGGCGCAAAACGCGCAACGUCAAUAGCAGAUAAACUCAGCAUGGAUUUUGCAUUGAUUCACAAAGAAAGACGUCAUGCUGAAAAACCAAACAAAGCCGACAUGAUGCUUGUCGGUGAUGUCCGCGAUAAAGUAUGUAUUCUCAUCGAUGACAUUGCCGAUACCUCCUUCACCAUCACCAAGGCUGCCAAGGUUUUGCACGACAAUGGUGCCAUUAAGAUCUAUGCUAUCAUCACACAUGCCAUCAUGAGUGGCGAUGCUGUCGAACGUAUUCAACGAAGCUACUUGGAUGAGGUCAUCGUCAGCAACACUGUUCCUCAAGAUGAACAUGUUAAACGCUGCAGCAAGAUCAAGGUUUUCAAUGUUGCUCCCGUGUUUGGAGAAGCCAUCCGCCGUAUUCACAAUGGUGAAAGUGUUAGUAUGCUUUUCGAUACCAAUUAUCAGAUAGCGUAGUGGUUGCUUUUUUUUUGUUGGCGGCAAACCGAAUUUAAUCUACAAUUUAGCCAUGAGAUGGCUAUUCUAUACAUAAAAAAGAACAAUGAUAUGUUGAAGCAUAGUACAGUACAGUUGAAUGAGUUGAGGAUUUAUAUUAUCAAGUGUGUGUUGCUUCAUGCGGUUUCCAUCUCCAUUUGCUGUGAUUCAUAUGUCAUCCAUGAGCCGGGCAGAUGCCACAGCUUCAGGGAGUUAUCUAUGUUAAGUUGGUCUUGAUCAUCUCCAUCCAUCUCAUCGUCGUCUGAUUCAUCGUUUUUCAUACUGAAUUUCCGCUGUCCAGAGCAGGAAGCAAGCAAAGGAUAAACCUGAUUAAAGGACACAGAAGAAACCAGAU
Messenger RNA from Umbelopsis ramanniana AG, 1596 nucleotides. RefSeq lists its product as uncharacterized. Gene Ontology annotation, cellular component: cytoplasm; ribose phosphate diphosphokinase complex. Bases 42 to 1223 code for a protein of 393 amino acids. Gene Ontology annotation, molecular function: magnesium ion binding; ribose phosphate diphosphokinase activity. The transcript has 4 exons. Gene Ontology annotation, biological process: purine nucleotide biosynthetic process; 5-phosphoribose 1-diphosphate biosynthetic process; ribonucleoside monophosphate biosynthetic process. NCBI's taxonomy places the organism in Eukaryota, Fungi, Mucoromycota, Umbelopsidomycetes, Umbelopsidales, Umbelopsidaceae. The record is from RefSeq and is a predicted model, not a curated record.